Molecule: messenger RNA, 2789 nt
Organism: Tripterygium wilfordii
Lineage: Eukaryota; Viridiplantae; Streptophyta; Magnoliopsida; Celastrales; Celastraceae
Product: protein fluG
Exons: 18
Coding region: 72-2591 (839 amino acids)
Molecular function (GO): hydrolase activity; glutamine synthetase activity
Source: RefSeq, a predicted model, not a curated record
CCACCAAAAGUCAAUAGUCUCUUCUUUUAUGUAUUUCCCUCUUGGACUGGGAACAGACCAGAGAUUUCGCAAUGGAGUUCACCGAGCUAAGAGAAGUAAUAGAGAAGCUGCAGGUAGUCGACGGUCAUGCCCACAACAUCGUCUCACUCGAUUCCUCCUUCCCUUUCAUCCGCUGCUUCACAGAAGCUGAGGGUGACGCUUUGGCCGACUCUCCUCACUCUCUAUCCUUCAAGAGAAGUUUGAGAGAACUUGCUGAACUCUAUGGCUGUGAGAAAUCCUUGCAAGCUGUUGAAGAGUAUCGAAAAUCUUCUGGACUACAGUCCAUUACCCAGAAAUGCUUUGAUGCUGCUGGAAUCUCUGCUAUAUUCAUUGAUGAUGGAUUAAAGUUGGACCAAAAGCAGAAUUUGGACUGGCAUAAAGGAUAUGCUCCGUUUGUUGGUCGAAUAUUGAGAAUUGAGAGCUUGGCUGAGGAAAUUCUUGAAAAGGGGCUACAGGAGGGAUCUAUUUGGACUUUGGAUAAAUUCACUGAAAUUUUUGUUCAAAACCUGAAGUCGGUUGCGGAUAAAGUAGUUGGUUUAAAAAGCAUUGCUGCAUACCGAAGUGGUCUUGAGAUUAAUACACAUGUAACCAAACAAGAUGCUGAGGAUGGUCUUGUUGAAGUUUUACAUGCUGGAAGGCCUGUCCGCAUAACAAAUAAAAACUUCAUCGACUAUCUCUUCACCUGUAGUUUGGAGGUUGCUCUAUGCUUCGACUUUCCAAUUCAGAUACACACAGGCUUUGGAGACAAAGAUUUGGACUUGCGGCUUUCAAAUCCCCUUCAUCUGCGAGUGCUUCUUGAGGACAAAAGAUUUUCGAAGUGUCGUUUUGUUCUUUUGCAUGCAUCAUACCCAUUUUCAAAGGAAGCAUCAUAUCUAGCCUCUGUUUAUCCCCAGGUGUACCUUGACUUUGGGUUGGCAGUUCCAAAACUUAGUGUCCACGGGAUGAUAUCUUCUGUGAAGGAACUUUUAGAGCUAGCUCCAAUAAAGAAGGUCAUGUUCAGCACUGAUGGCUAUGCAUUUCCUGAGACAUACUUCUUAGGUUCAAAGAAAGCACGUGAAGUUAUUUAUUCAGUUCUACGUGAUGCAUGCAUCGAUGAUGAUCUCUGUGUUGCCGAAGCUAUUGAAGCUGCCAAAGACAUCUUUUCAGAAAAUGCAAUUCAGUUUUACAGGAUUACCAGGGGUACAAUUUCGAAGGGGACUGUAUCCUCCAGCUCUGUGAAGAUUGAAAGGAGUUCCCCAGAAAGUGGUAUUUCACUUGUCCGUCUCAUGUGGGUUGAUAUUUCUGGGCAACACAGAGUGAGAGUUGUUCCAGCUAAGCGCUUUAAUGAUGUUGUUAGAAAGAAUGGUACUGGUAUGGCCUUUGCAUGUGUGGCGAUGACUUCGUCUUAUGAUGCUUCUGCUUUGGAGUCAAAACUAGGUGCAGCGGGUGAGAUCCGGCUGAUGCCUGAUUUAUCAACUAAACGGAGAAUUCCAUGGGCAAAACAAGAGGAAAUAGUUCUGGCUGACAUGCAUCUCAAACCUGGUGAAGCUUGGGAAUAUUGCCCCAGGGAUGCCUUGCGAAGGGUUUUGAAAGUUUUGAAAGAUGAAUUUAACUUGGUAUUGAAUGCAGGAUUCGAGAUGGAAUUUUUUCUCUUGAAGAAUGUUGUAAGGGAAGCGAAAGAAGAAUGGGUUCCAAUUGAUGCAACUCCCUACAGCUCUGCAUCAGGAUUUGAUGCUGUCUCCCCUUUAUUUCAUGAGAUUGUCGAUGCUCUUCAUUCCUUAAAUAUUACAGUGGAACAGUUACACGCAGAAUCAGGGAAAGGUCAGUUUGAAAUUGCCCUGGGGCACACAGUUUGCACUUCUGCUGCUGACAACUUAAUUUUUGCCAGAGAAACCAUCAGGGGUCUUGCAAGAAAACAUGGAUUGUUGGCAACUUUUGUGCCCAAGUAUGCAUUAGAUGACAUCGGUUCCGGAUGCCAUGUACACCUCAGUUUGUGGCAAAAUGGGGAGAAUGUUUUCAUGGCAUCUGACAAGUCCUCUCGGUAUGGAAUAUCUACAACAGGGGAGGCUUUCAUGGCAGGAGUUCUAGAUCAUCUCCCUUCAAUUUUGGCAUUCAUAGCACCAAUACCAAAUAGUUACGAGCGUAUACAACCCAACACAUGGUCGGGAGCAUAUCGCUGUUGGGGACAUGAAAACAGAGAAGCUCCAUUAAGAGCCGCUUGCCCUCCUGGAAUUUCAGAAGGUUUUGUUAGCAACUUUGAGAUUAAAUCUUUUGAUGGGUGUGCAAAUCCACAUCUGGGCUUGGCUGCUAUUGUAGCUUCUGGCGUUGAUGGACUGCGAAGGCAUCUUCAACUUCCUGAACCCAUUAAUCAAAACCCAGAUGCCCAUAAUGUGAAACUCGAAAGAUUACCAACAUCACUCUCAGAAUCUUUAGCAGCUCUUCAGAAAGACAAUGUCUUGGAGAAUCUAAUUGGAGAAAAUCUUGUUGUUGCUGUAAAAGCAGUUCGCAAGGCUGAGAUUGACUACUACUCAAACAACAAGGACGCUUACAAGCGACUCAUACAUCGCUAUUAAGCCAUCAUUUUUCUCCAUGGAAAGCAGAACUCAAGGCUCUUUUGAGAUCACUUCCUGUUAUAUCUUAUUGUGUACUAUGUAGUCCAAACGCUGGCUGUUUCAUUUUGAUUUCAUGGGUUCUUUUAUCAGAGAAUCUGCUACUUUGUGUUGUGUAAUAUGAAUAAACAGGAAGAAAUAUCCGAGUAAACUUCCUAAGCA